This is a messenger RNA of Camelus dromedarius (Arabian camel), 3055 nucleotides long. RefSeq names its product OCA2 melanosomal transmembrane protein (gene OCA2). Gene Ontology annotation, biological process: melanin biosynthetic process; melanocyte differentiation; transmembrane transport. Bases 158 to 2686 code for a protein of 842 amino acids. NCBI's taxonomy places the organism in Eukaryota, Metazoa, Chordata, Mammalia, Artiodactyla, Camelidae. The transcript has 24 exons. Gene Ontology annotation, cellular component: melanosome membrane. The record is from RefSeq and is a predicted model, not a curated record.
CGGCGGAGCGCGCUCCCGGCUCCAGGCGCUGCCUGCCUCCCCUCGCCGCUUUCAGCCCCGACGGUAAACUCACCCCGGGAGGAAGAGCCAGGCUUCGCUGGGAGAGAGGAGUGGUUUCUCCCUGGCUGACCCUAGUGAGAAGAGGGCCAGCAGAAGCAUGCGUCUAGAGAGUAAAGACGGCCAGCUGGCCUCCGGCGUGCUGGAGAUGGAGAUACAUCAGACGUCUGCCCCCGCGAGUGCUGGCCGGGGCGGACCGGGGCUGGUGGGGCCCGACACCAGCAACCGCAGGCCACAGCGGGGAGUCCGCCAGGCAGACCCCCUGGGCCCCCACCCCCGGGGGGCAGCCGGGCGGAGCUGCUGGGCUGCCGUGGACCCGGAUUUGGACUCGUUCCUCACGGAGCAGAGGUCUCGCUCUCCUUUACCCCCGUUCUUCAGCACCAGGUCUAAAGACCCCUGCUUUACAGAAAACACUCCUUUGCUGAGGAAUUUCUCACAAGAGAAAGGGCCACGGCGCAUGCCCGUUUGCCAUUCGGAGUCCAUCACUGCUGAAGACUCUUGGGAGAGCAGCUCGGCUGAGUGGGAGGGAGAAUCCCUAUUGGCAGGUUCUUCUGGAUCUGCCUCCCCAGAGAAGGGAGAGCUUCUGGACAGCACUCCCAUCAGGUUCCGCCGUCUUUCCAAGCUGAGGUGCUGUGUGCGGUGGCUGAAAGUCUCAGGCUUGUUUGUCUUUGUGGUGCUGUGCACUGUUUUAUUUAGCCUGUAUCCAGAUCAAGGGAAGUCCUGGCAGUUGUUGGCGGUGUCACCACUGGAAAGCUACUCCGUGAACCUCAGCAGCCACGCAGACUCCACGUUGCUCCAGGUGGACCUGGCAGGGGCCCUGGUGGCCAGCAGCCCAACUCAUCUCGAGAGAGAAGAGCACCUGGUGGUGGAGGUGACCCAGGCCAACGCGCCAGGCUCCCGGCGGCGGUGGCCCCAGCAGGUCACUCACAACUGGACGGUAUUUUUAAAUCUGAGAAGAAGUGAGCGCGUGGUGGUCAGCAGGACCUUUGAAGUUCUGAGCAGGGAACCUGUUUUCAUCAGCGUUCGAGUGUCCCUCCAGCAGACCCAGAUGGUUCCUCUUUUGAUGGCCCAUCAGUACCUCCGCGCAAGCGUGGAAGCACAAGUGACCAUCGCUGCGGUCAUCCUCACCGCGGUCUACGUGCUGAUUAUAUUUGAGAUCGUUCACAGAACCCUGGCAGCUAUGUUGGGUUCCCUUGCGGCGUUAGCAGCCCUGGCUGUGAUUGGUGACAGGCCCAGCCUGACCCACGUGGUGGAGUGGAUUGAUUUCGAGACCCUGGCUCUGCUGUUUGGAAUGAUGAUCUUAGUAGCCAUAUUUUCAGAAACUGGAUUUUUUGAUUACUGCGCUGUAAAGGCGUACCGACUGUCCCGGGGCCGGGUGUGGGCCAUGAUCAUCAUGCUGUGUCUCAUCGCCGCCGUCCUUUCUGCCUUCCUGGACAACGUCACCACUGCCCUCCUCUUCACUCCCGUGACCAUAAGAUUGUGUGAGGUGCUCAACCUUGAUCCAAGACAAGUCCUGAUUGCAGAAGUGAUCUUCACGAACAUUGGAGGGGCUGCUACUGCCAUUGGGGACCCGCCAAAUGUCAUUAUUGUUUCCAACCAGGAGCUGAGGAAGAUGGGCCUGGACUUCGCCGGAUUCACAGCACACAUGUUCGCUGGGAUUUGCUUCGUUCUCUUGUUCUCCUUUCCGCUCCUCAGGCUCCUCUACUGGAACAAAAAGCUUUAUAACAAGGAGCCCAGUGAAAUUGUUGAACUGAAGCACGAGAUUCAUGUCUGGCGCCUGACCGCACAGCGCAUCAGCCCCGCCAGCCGUGAGGAGACCGCGGUUCGAGGCUUGCUCCUGGAGAAGGUGCUGUCGCUGGAGCGCCUGCUGGCCCGGAGGCUGCACAGCUUCCACAGACAGAUCUCACAGGAAGAUAAAAAUUGGGAGACCAAUAUCCAGGAGCUACAAAAAAAGCACGGAAUAUCAGACAGGACUCUGCUCGCCAAAUGCCUGAUGGUGUUGGGACUUGUUAUUUGCAUGUGCUUUCUGAACUCAUUUGUCCCUGGUGUUCAUCUCGAUCUCGGGUGGAUAGCUGUUCUGGGGGCCAUCUGGUUGCUAAUUUUAGCUGAUAUCCAUGAUUUUGAGAUAAUUCUACACCGAGUAGAAUGGGCAACCCUUCUAUUCUUUGCAGCACUCUUUGUUCUGAUGGAGGCGUUGGCACAUCUCCACUUAAUUGAAUAUGUCGGCGAACAGACUGCUUUGCUAAUAAAGAUGGUCCCAGAAGAUCAGCGCCUCGCAGCUGCCAUCAUCUUGGUGGUCUGGGUCUCGGCCAUUGCAUCGUCCCUGAUUGACAACAUCCCCUUCACUGCUACCAUGAUUCCUGUGCUCCUGAACUUGAGCCAAGACCCCGAGGUCAGCCUGCCUGCACCACCGCUCAUGUAUGCCCUGGCCCUUGGCGCCUGCCUAGGAGGCAACGGGACACUGAUUGGAGCAUCAGCCAACGUGGUUUGUGCCGGAAUUGCAGAGCAGCAUGGGUAUGGAUUCUCUUUCAUGGAAUUUUUCAGGUUGGGCUUCCCAAUGAUGGUCGUCUCCUGCACGGUUGGGAUGUGCUACCUCCUAAUCACCCACGUCGUGAUGGGCUGGAAUUGAUAGCUCUCCAGUGUGUGAAGACUAAGGUAAACUUGAUCCAUCACCAACAUCAGUGAAAACUGCCCCACUGGGGGUGCUCUGGAAUGGAGACUUUGGCACACACACUUUUACUUGGGUGCAUGCUGGCAAAUACAAAAAUAUAUUUUGCUUUGCUCUGUAGGAAAAGCCACAAAUGCUAGAAUCCACUCCAAAUGGCUCAUGUUGUUUAAAUGUCACUUUUCCUGAGGCUUUCAGUAGUUUUCUUCAUGUAAUCACUUUUCAUGUUAAAAUAAUCUACAUUCAAAUUGUACACCCUCUGAAUACAUACUCUUCUUUGGAAAGGCAGACAGUUUAUAAAGAAACUUUAUAUGUGUUAAAAAAAUAUAUUAU